AUGUCUACCAGAAACUCAAAAGAACAUGAUCUCUCCGGAGCAGAUGAGGGAAGAGACACACCAAUAUCGCAACUUGAAGGAGAAUCGGAAGAUGCCCGUAUCGAACGCUUGGGACGCCAGCGACCGGAAAAGCUCAAGUCUCUGUGGAUAGAAAUCGCCUUUGUCUUCUCCAUAACGGUCGGCCAGGCUCUGGCAGAGUACUUCGUCUCGGGAUUUACAAUCUUGGUCCCAACCGUGACCAAAGCCCUCGAUAUCCCUCCAUCUGCUACCACAUGGCCCGCGAGCGCUUUCUCCCUGGUCGUAUCGGCCUUUUUACUGCCAUUCGGGAGAGUUGCAGACAUAUAUGGAGGAUAUCCAGUAUACAUGGCGGGUAUCACAUGGUUCGCUGUCCUGUCUCUGGCUCUUGGUUUUGCCCAGAAUGAGAUCACGCUGGACGUCCUGCGUGCACUUCAAGGUCUGGGUCCCGCAGCGUACCUCCCGGCUGCAUUGCAGAUUCUCGGAAACACAUAUCGACCUGGUCCGAGGAAGUCGCUCGUAUUCUUCAUCUACGGAGGUAUGGGUGUGAUGGGCUUCUUCGUGGGGUUUCUGUUCGCCGGCAUUGCAGGAGAGUUUCUUACUUGGAGGUGGUACUUCUGGAUUGGAUCUAUACUGGUUGCGAUUGUCGCCGUGGCAUCCUACAUCGCCAUUCCAUCCGACGUGGAAGAGCACAAGAACAACGGCGUGAAGAUGGACUGGCUUGGAAGUUGCACAACCAUAUCCGGCUUGAUCCUUGUCAUCUAUGCCAUUACGGAUUCCAGCCAUGCUACUCAAGGCUGGGCCACUCCACGGAUCCUGGUUACAUUCAUCUUGGGCAUUGGCAUGUUAGCAGUAGCUUUUUAUGUCGAGGGCUGGAUAGCUGAACAGCCACUCCUUCCGUUCGAGGUAUUCAAGAUCAAGGGGAUGCGGCCGUUCAUCUUAGGCCUGCUUUUCUGUUACGGGCCAUUGGGCAUAUUCCUGCUGUAUACCACAUUGCUGAGUUUGAAUGUUUGGGGCAUAUCUCCCAUGCAACUGGUCGCCUGGUAUACUCCCGUGGUCAUCGUGGGACUAAUUCUUGCUAUUGGCGGGGGCAUGACCCUCCAUCUUAUCCCCGCGAAAGUUCUAAUGGCAGUGACCGGCCUUGCAAUCAUCCUCGAGAGCGUCCUUCUCGCAUUGGCGCCUGCAGAAGUCAACUACUGGAAAUGGGUGUUCAUCCCAAUGCUAUGCUCGACAGUGGCCUUUGAUGUGAUAUUUAGCGUGGCGAACAUCUUCUUCUCAACAUCUUUGCCAGCACAUCAACAAGGUCUGGCCGGCUCGCUUGGCAAUGCGCUGGUUCAGCUCGGAAUCGCACUUUUGCUUGGAUUUGCAGAGGUGAUUGCAUCGCAGACAGCCUACCAGGGCCAGCAGCAAAGUUAUCGGAACGUUUUUUGGUUCAAUAUGGCGUGCGGCGCCAUGGCAUUGGUGCUGUUCUCCUUUGUGAGCAUUGGUCGAGCGAACAGUGAUCUGACUGCCGACGAGAAAGCAGCAGUCAAGGCAGCAACUGAAGACGAUGUCCUGCAGAGUUCAAGAGCGAGCACUUCUGAGAAUUGA
Messenger RNA from Ramularia collo-cygni, 1605 nucleotides. Its product is annotated as related to transporter (major facilitator superfamily). NCBI's taxonomy places the organism in Eukaryota, Fungi, Ascomycota, Dothideomycetes, Mycosphaerellales, Mycosphaerellaceae. The record is from RefSeq and is a predicted model, not a curated record. The transcript is spliced from 6 exons. The coding region runs from base 1 to 1605 and encodes 534 amino acids. Gene Ontology annotation, cellular component: membrane. Gene Ontology annotation, biological process: transmembrane transport. Gene Ontology annotation, molecular function: transmembrane transporter activity.